CCAGGUGAACGGCAUGGACAUCAAAAACGUGCCUCACCACUACGCCCUGUCCAUCCUGAAGCAGCCCUGCCACGUGCUGCGGCUCACGGUGCUGAGGGAGCAGCGGUACCGGUGCCGAAGCAGCGGGCUCAGCCUCGACGCUCACUGCAGCAGGGAUGACAGCUUCCAUGUCAUUUUGAACAAAAGCAGCCCUGACGAGCAGCUAGGGAUAAAGCUGGUCCGCAGGGCCGACGAACCCGGCGUGUUCAUCUUCAACCUGCUGGAUGGAGGAGUGGCUGCCCGUGAUGGCCAGCUGCAGGAGAACGACCGGGUCUUGGCUAUCAACGGGCAUGACCAUCGGUACGGCAGCCCGGAGAGUGCAGCCCAGCUGAUCCAGGCCAGUGAGCGACACGUCCACUUUGUGGUAUCACGACAGACCAGACAGCAGCCCCCUGACAUCUUGCAGGAGACAGGAUGGAGUUACAGCAGCAGCCCCCAGCCCUGUCCUGCUGAGAGGAUCAGUGCCAGUAAGAGCACUCUUCACACUGUCACCUGUCAUGAGAAGGUGGUGGCUGUCCGGAAAGAUCACACGGAAUCACUGGGAAUGACUGUGGCAGGCGGAGCAACGAACCGAGAAUGGGAUUUGCCUAUCUAUGUGAUAAGCGUUGAACCAGGAGGAGUUAUCAGCAGAGACAGCAGGAUAAAAACAGGUGAUAUCCUCUUGAAUGUGAACGGGAUCGACCUGACAGGGGUCAGCCGGAACGAGGCUGUGGCCCUUCUGAAAAACACCAGCUCUUCCGUGGUGCUCAAGGCCCUGGAGAUGAGGACAUGUGACGGCCAGGAGCGCAGCGAGGCCGCCGAGCACAGCGAGUGGACACCAUCCUGGGUGACGUGGCUGGGGCUGCCCCGGUGAGUUUGGCAAUGGCCGCCUCCUGCUGAAGGGGGAGUGGGAGGAAAGAUUUGUGUUCUCUGGCAGUUCUCUCUUUUGGCUUGAUUCAUUGCCCUGACAUGUUAAUUAAAUCCAGGCUCCGUCACAGACUUUCCUCUAAAUACCUCCCUUUUGUAAGCGGGUAUGUGUACAUGGAAAAAUAGACACGCAGAUCCCCUCGCAAGGGAGGGAAGUAUCCUGAGUUGUUCCAGUCCUGAAAACGUAUCUGGCACUUAGGGAGAGAGAGGAAGAACUUGUAUGGAGGCCUUGGCUCGACCACCCUGCAGAAGGCAGAGCUGCCCCUCCUGCUGCUCCCAAGCUGCACAGCCUUCAUUCUCCCUUGCCAAAGGCAGCUGGAUUGUUUGGCUUUGCCCAGAUGUUGCACAGUGCAUACAGUUGGCCAGCAUCUCCAGAUCACCUCUCUUCACCCCACCCCCGACUGGAAGAAGCACAUUUGUCACACGCAGGAAGCAGCUGUGUUGUCCUUUCAGAAAGGAUAAUGAAAGCCACGUCGCAUGCCGUGAAGUUCUCUCCCAGUUGGUGCACACAGCGUAUACCUGCAGCUUCAGAGACAUUUUGUGGAGUACAAACUGAGGACGUGCUGUGAGUCUAUGGAGGCACAAAGCCAGCAUCACUGGCGGCAACCCUCCUUCCCCUGCCUCAAAGAAUGAAGAGUUCAGCCGACUAGCUACUUCCACCUGUAUUCCUGAAGCCAGUGGAGGUUCAGAAAGUCUCUUUCUCUUGUGAGAAGAGACAGUCUGCAGCACAGGCGGCCUUGCUCAAAUUCAGGACAUGACCUCACCUUCCCACCUGCACAGAGAUUUGAUGCUCUUCCUCCUCGUGCCUUGAGCCAUGUUGAGCUCCUUCACCUUGCAGCAAGCUCUGCUUUGAUGGCCAAGUGGUGCCUUGCGUGGGUGUGCUCUGUGAGCCCAUCUGAAGCUAAUAUUUUUGAAUAGAGCAGGCUGGUUGUGUGUCUGCCACCAAUGGAUGGGAGGUUCCUCCUGCAGUGGAGUGGACUGAGCUCUUACUACUGUGAAGGAAAAGCAGUAACAAGAAAAAGCAGAAAACCAAUAGCCUAUCACUUGCUCCCCCAGGAAUGGUGAACUCCUCUCUCCCAGUCGUACUGCAGGCAGGUAGAAAUAGUGAGGUUAUCACUCCUGAUCGCUUCCUCUGUGUUCCUGAGUGUGACCACUGCAUUUUACAGGUGAUAACGUGCAGCACCGGAGCAUGAGUAAUGCUCCCUGUAGAGAAGGAGGCAAGCAGAGCAGGCCUUAUGAUGCUGAGUCCUGCGUUCAAGUCCAUAGCUAAAUGGGCACAAGCAGUGCACCCUGUUUGCACCCUGCUUGCUCCUGGUGUCAGUGCACCUUUGCUCUGUUGCAUAGACAGCCUGAACUGCCUGCUUUUCAUCUCCUACCCACAGCUGCCCAAAGUUCCCACGUCCUCAUUGAGGUGACUGAGGUGAAGGACAGAGCUCCACAGUGCUGCAGACUCGCACCUGGUAUUCCCAUCCAUCAGUACUGCUUUGAAGUGUGUGAGGAAAAGGGAGGUAUUUUUUUCUUCAUUUAAAAGCAGUAUUUAAGCUCCCUCUAUCCCCCCUUCCAAAGGCUGCAUGUGUUAAGCCAUUACCAGCCGUUUAGUCUGAAGGAAAAUUAGCCCCAAUGUCAGCAAGCUUGCAAACAGGAAGCUCAUUGUGCUCUCAUCCCAGCUGCAAUGGCAAGCACAGUGUGGCCUUUCUCUGCCAACCCGGGGCAGAGCAUUAGUAUGCUGGUCCAGCACGCCAGUCCCACCACCAGGCUGAGAUAGGGGCCAGGGUUGGGCAGGAGUGAUGGUAACAAAGGUGUACUUCAUCCUCAGAAGGAGUUAGUUGGUGCAUGUAGGGCAUGAGGAUCAGAUCUGAAUUUGCUCAUUAGGUACAGUUGGAGUCUUCACUUUCCCCCACAGUGCGUGCUCAUAUGAAAGUAUCAUAUGAGCUCAUUUCCCUCCAAUCUGAGCAUUCAGCUUUUCCCUACCUGCCCUUCAGUAUGCUUUUGGCAGGGAUUACAGUCCAAUAGAUCUUGAGGUAUUUCCAGAAAUCCCAUGGAUUUCCAAGCUGGUACAGAAAAUGAUUCUCCAUCCACACACACUUCAGACAGGCCCGUCUGGGUAAAGGUACCUGGUGUGCAACCAACGAGCAAGGAGCAUGAAGUAAAACCAUACCAUUUACCAGAGGGACUGCUCCAAGGUGCCUGCAUCUAAGAACAACUGAAACAGCUGGUGGUAAGGUAGCAAUGUCAAAAUCAUCACUGUAUGAGAUCACAUGAGGUAUUCGGGAAGAUGGACAGUGCAUACCUAUGUGAGAAAAACUUCUGGAUCCAGUCAGUAGCAGCAGAAUGAGGCAGACACGUUAUCUCACUGAAGCUCACAGCCUUAGAAAAGCUGUCCUGCACAAUUCAACGUUUGGGGAACUCACUUGAAUUUUGGCAAUCUUAAUAUUGGCCUCAAUAGCUUUUCUGUGAUUUGCUAGUACGUAAACAACUUCUCUGUUCUUUCUGUAGCAUGGUCCAGUACGGGGUGGUUAUAAAAUAGACACACAUGUGAAUCUGACAUCUGUCAAAACUUGGACUGCAUGGGCGCAGGGGCUGCGGGCUGUAGGAAACAUUGAUGCAGAAACGUAAGCACUCCAGCCUGGAGACUUAUUUCAGGGUAGCUAAUUUAAUUUUUUGUUGUUGAGGAAGACAGGUCACGUUUAUUGUUGGAGGGAAAUGUUGUUAAGAAUGCACAGAGCAAAUAAUGUGCAGCAGCUGGUGAAAAGCAUUUCCCUAGUCCUGUGACAUUUCUCUCACUCCAGCUUGUGCUCCCGCUCUCCUUUCUUUUCUCUCCUUACGUUUCCUUCCCCCAGCUAGCACUUAAAAAUACUUUAUAGAUCAUCCUGUCAUAACAUUUACAAGCAUUAGUACUUCACACGAGUGCUUUUGCUCAUCUGCAA
Messenger RNA from Phasianus colchicus (ring-necked pheasant), 3872 nucleotides. Lineage: Eukaryota; Metazoa; Chordata; Aves; Galliformes; Phasianidae. The record is from RefSeq and is a predicted model, not a curated record.